Messenger RNA from Mustela lutreola (European mink), 1545 nucleotides. RefSeq lists its product as uncharacterized. The record is from RefSeq and is a predicted model, not a curated record. The transcript has 5 exons. The coding region runs from base 1 to 984 and encodes 327 amino acids. Lineage: Eukaryota; Metazoa; Chordata; Mammalia; Carnivora; Mustelidae.
AUGCGACGCUGCACCAACAUCCAUCUUGAAGCCCUGCAAGCGGCCCUGCAAGCGGCCCUGCAAGCGGCCCUGCAAGCGGCGGCUACAGCCCUAUUAGGGCUCCAUAUUGAAGAGGACGGACGUGACCCGGGGGCCGCAGGGCGGCGGGGGCGGCGCGGGCGGCGCGGGCGUGCGGCGCGCACCUCGCCGCGGGGCCGGGCUCGGGCCGCCCCCCCGCCCCACGACGCGCCCCACGACGCGCCCCACGACGCGCCCCACGACGCGCCCCACGACGCGCUCCACGACGCGCCCCACGACGCCCCCACCCCCCGCCGGCGCGCGGGAUCCCUCCGCCCGCGGCUCCUUCCGCGCCAACCAGCCUGGGCCGGCCGCUCGGCGCGACGGCCGUCCGGGGUCCCCCGUGGCCGCGCUCCGUCGUCCAAGUCCGGCUCGUGUCCCUCGUGUCUCCUCCCCGCCCAGCAUUCCGUGCCUCCCCUGCGUCGCCCCGGGAGCCGAGCCCCGCGACGCGCCCGCCGCGGCUCCGCCUACCCCGGGGCCCCGCGCCCGGCGCUGCCCGCUCGCUCGCCUCCUGCCCUUUGCCACCUCGCGGCGUCCCUGCGCGGCUCCCUCCUCCGCGCGUCGGAGGCCGAGCGCCUUCCCCGGCUUUCGCCCCGGGGUCCAGCGGUCGGGGCUUCCGCGCGCGUCGCGUGCCCCGCCCCGCCGCUCCAUUCCGCCCGCUCCCUCGCGGCCCCGCCCCCGCCCGCGCUCUGCCCGGGGGCGCGACCGCGCGGCGCUGCGGGGCGGGGGGCGGGGACUGUCGGUACCGCCGCGGGGUCGCGCUGCGCUGGGGGACGGAGGACGAGCCGGGGCUCGCAGAAUCUGUGCUGGAUUUGGAAGUGGUCGCCUCUGACUCAACGCCGAGAGCUGGAGCAGUUUGAAAUCAUCGUGUUGAUUUACUGGUCACACCCCGUUGCCCUUCACCUGCCCUUCACCAUUAGGAUGUGAGCUCGUCUCUAGGACAUAGGGUAGGUACUUAAGUCCUUGAUGAGUAAGUGAAUGGUAUGUUUUCUGUGAUCAAAUGGACUAACCAGACAGUCCCUGUCUGAUUCUGCCAAAAUUGUGUAGACAACACCUGUAAGUGAGAGUUGAAAACAGCUAUUCUGUUUGUAAAUGUUUUGGGUUUCUUUACCUUGUGUGCUUUAUUUCUGGCUAUUCUUUGACAAGGAGAGUGAGAAUCAAGGCCUUGUGCCCAUCGCUUUUCUAGCUGCUCACAGCUUGUCCUCACUGCCUUGCCCUCACCCUGACCUCAGGUAGGCAGAUACUUGGCAGGCAACGCCUUCUUCCUUUGGGGCAGUCGCAGACGCUUUUUGCUUGACAGAAGUUUGGGGUGGGGGAAGGGAAGGAUUAUCUGGUUCAGUGUUACCAGCACGCUCAGCUGGAGCCCGUGGUCUUUCUGUCUUAGGCAGGAGAGCAGAGGAGAAGAAAGCACCUUCUAGUUUCCCCUUCCUCCUUUCACGUGUACUUCUUUAGUCUGUUCAGUAAAUAAAACUGAUUUUUUCUGAAGAA